Saccostrea cuccullata (small rock oyster) is the source of this 1133-nucleotide messenger RNA. Its product is annotated as prostaglandin E2 receptor EP4 subtype-like. The record is from RefSeq and is a predicted model, not a curated record. Gene Ontology annotation, biological process: adenylate cyclase-activating G protein-coupled receptor signaling pathway; positive regulation of cytosolic calcium ion concentration; inflammatory response. Gene Ontology annotation, molecular function: G protein-coupled receptor activity. Bases 100 to 1122 code for a protein of 340 amino acids. Lineage: Eukaryota; Metazoa; Mollusca; Bivalvia; Ostreida; Ostreidae. The transcript has 2 exons. Gene Ontology annotation, cellular component: plasma membrane.
AAAUUAUCUUUAUAUUUACUUAAACAUAAAUAAGACUACUUCCUUAAUAUCCACCCUGUAUAUGAGAUUAUACAAUCUUCAGAUUUCUUCAAAGACAGGAUGCCAUCUACUCUAGGUCUCGAUAGUAAACUCUUCAAUUCAUCAUCAAAUCUUAUUGAGUCACCUUCCAUUGUGCCUCCCGUGUUGCUUUGUCUGCUAGGAGUUGCUGGCAAUGGUAUUGCCGUAAUCGUAGUGUGUUGCUCAAUAAAGCCCCAUCAGUGGCGACCAUUUUAUCGCUUUGUGUGCGGACUUGCUGUAACAGAUGGCUUCGGUGUGAUGUUGGCGGUACCUUUUGCUAUCGUUAGAUACGCAACAAACUUCGAGUACAGCUAUUCGCAGACUGUAUGUGAUUACAUGGCUGUCAUUCAAAUGUUUACAUUAAUGGCUUCUGCAAUGAUUGUUUGUACAAUGUCCAUAGAACGAUUCUUGGCUCUUUUAUUUCCUUACGAAUUUCAGUGUUUGACAAGAGGCAUUCGAAGCACUGCAGUAUUAAUAUGUAUUUGGGUGGUGUCAGCUUUCUUAUCGUCUGGUCACCUGAUGGUGGGAAGACCCAGUAAACGAUUUUAUCCGGAUUCGUGGUGUUUCGUUGAUUUCGAAUCCCAGGAUGCAACAGAUCGAGGAUUUUCUUACCUGUAUGUUUUGUUGGGACUUCUUGUGCUGUUUACUACCUGUGUUAGUAAUGUUAUUCUAAUGCUGGUAAUCUUGAAAAAGAAGGGGGCUUAUUACUUCACAAGUGUUGCAAACAAACAUGGGACUCGCAUAAUUCUUUUCCUAUUCUCUGUCGUGCUACUCUGUGUCAUAUGCAGUUUGCCAAUACUGAUACAUAUGCUCGGGAGUCUUUCUGGAACUUUUAAAGGUACACCAAGAUUUGAAUUGCUUGGAAUAGAAAUGGCAACAACUAAUUCAACCAUUGAUCCGUGGAUUUAUAUUAUCUUCCGCAAAGAAUCAUUUAUCUUUUUCUGUGGAAUAUAUAAUAAAUUAACGUACAUCCGGUGUAAUUCCAGAAAAAAGGAACUUCAGAUGCAAAGUACUGAAGCUCGAAUGGAAUUGGAUAGUUUGACUACAGUGUCAGUGGAGAAAUAACCGUAUAGAUA